This is a messenger RNA of Sphaerulina musiva SO2202, 366 nucleotides long. RefSeq lists its product as uncharacterized. The record is from RefSeq and is a predicted model, not a curated record. NCBI's taxonomy places the organism in Eukaryota, Fungi, Ascomycota, Dothideomycetes, Mycosphaerellales, Mycosphaerellaceae. The transcript is spliced from 3 exons. Bases 1 to 366 code for a protein of 121 amino acids.
AUGAACCAGGACGGCACGAAGCGCAGACGCGUCAUCAAGAGCGGAGCCGAUGAGUUUCUUGAGCAAGUAGCUUGUGGGGAGGAUGAAGAUGACGAGGAGAUGGACUUACAAGAAAUUGCCAGUCACCAAAGCCCGGGACCAGAAGACGGGCUCCGCCUCGCCAGCCAUGACUUAUGGAGCGUGAACACGGAUCAUGCACGACCGAUUGAAGACCUGGAGGCCAAUGAUGGAGGGAGGAAACAAGAAAUUGGCAGCGCAGUAGCACUGCUCAUCGCCGAUACUGGCACGACUCGUGCGAAGUCACUCGUUUGGCCGUGGCCGAAACAAGUUGCCUUUUCCAGUACCAAACGAGGUCCAUUGUUCUGA